Messenger RNA from Bombina bombina (fire-bellied toad), 2874 nucleotides. It is a transcript of the gene RARRES1, whose product is annotated as retinoic acid receptor responder 1. The coding region runs from base 130 to 927 and encodes 265 amino acids. The record is from RefSeq and is a predicted model, not a curated record. Gene Ontology annotation, molecular function: metalloendopeptidase inhibitor activity. The transcript has 6 exons. Lineage: Eukaryota; Metazoa; Chordata; Amphibia; Anura; Bombinatoridae.
GGCAGCAAUCCCAAGAUCACAAGGGACUGUGAGUCAGCUGUGUGAGGACAGUGAUCAAUCUGCAGCCUGGGCACUGCUCGCAUUUUGCUUAACCCAAGUAUAGCUCUACCCACAGCCCUAAUCUUCACUAUGCAGCAGCUUCUGUGCCUCUUCGUGCUGUUACCCCUCGCCACACUGGCUCUGCCCUUCUCUGUGCCUGAUGAUUUCUGGUCCGCCCGAAAAAUCCCCACUAGCCAAAGGGCAGCACGGGAGACUGCGCAAGUAGCCGUGCAGUACCUUAAUUACUACUACGGCUCCCCCAAUAACCUGCGGAUGGUGCAUGAAGUAAAGAGAGCAUCGGUCAAGUCAUUUCCUGAUAUAGGAAACAAGUACUACAUUGAAUUUUCAACCAGGGACAUUAAAACAAAUGAAAUUACUGGAUUGUGCACUGCAAAGGUUUUCUUCCGAACCAAUAAACCUCGACCGGCUAUAAAUGUAGAUUGUUCUAAUGACAAGGACCUCAAGAAGGCACAAGAAGACGAUUACGACUUUUACAAGAACAUGAAGACGCAAACGACUCCCAUUACUGGAAAAAAUAUUCCAGACAGCUUUGGAUUUGUUGAACCUAAAUUUGAACCUCUACAGGAUCUGGCUAUUAUGGGAAGCUCCUAUGUUAUGUGGGAAAAGACAACAGAGAACCUGCACUAUAAUAUGGCACAAAUAAAGAGCUUGAAACAAGUGUUGAGACAAGACGAUUUAAUCGGCUUUGAUUACGAUAUCCUUCUUCAUGAAACGCCAACCCAGGCCGUUGUGAUCUGCAGUGUACACGUUGUCUGGAUACCAGGGAAACCACCUAAAGUGGAGUACGAAUGCUCCGGGGAUUCAGAGGAGAAUGGAUCAGGUAGCGAGUCAGAAGAAGGAUCUACUUUCAUGGGAAACUUUAAAUAAAUAUUUACUAAAAUACUUCCUCAAUUCCCAGUUCAUAGAUUAUGAAAAUGUAUACUUCUGACCUUCAUCAAUAUAUAGCUUCUAGACUAGACAAGUAAGAGAUUAUUAUGCCAGUUAAUUUAGUUGCACUUACUCAAGCAGUACAAAAUAACUGCCCUAUAUACACUGCUUGAAUAUUAACUGCUGUAAUUAAUAGGGAUUACUGCAAGAGUUGUGGAUAUACAGCCCAUUGCAUAACAGAGUCUAGAGAUAAGAGACCAUCAAUCCUACAGUCUGCUGGAGUCCAAUUUAGUGAUUGAAUCAGAAUAUUAUACUAAUAUGGCUGCUAACAAGUAAUGACAGUGAAGGAAUGCUGAAUCCUCCAUCAUUAGGCUUGUGAUGCUAUGUUUUUGUAUUAAGUUCAGUGUCUGUCUAUUAAACUCUGACUUAGGACUAGUUUCCAUUGAGAUGGUAAAGUUUGGAAACUGGUAUUAAAAACAUUUGUCCACAUGAAAGUCUAUGGCGAAUUUUUAUGAUACCACCAGUUUCCAGUCUUCAUCAUCUCAAUGUAAACUAGGCCUUUGUUGGGGAAAUCCAGUUAUCUUAAAAUUACAUUUUAGUCUUUUUUAUUUUUCCUUCUUUUUUCAUUAUCCUGAGGACAUUUUUUAAAAUGUGUUAAUACAGUAAACAUUUUGUUGAAAAAUUAUACUGCUUUCUCUUUAAAAUGAAUUAAUAAUUUAAAUGCUGCUCCCUCACAAUAAAAAACCUGAGUAUUAUGUCCCUUUCAGUGUGAAAUUGCUGUUAUACUACCUACUUACAAUAAGGGUUUAAAUUAAGAGCUGAGGAUGCUUAGAUUUCACAUUUCUCAUGAUAUAUUUUGGAUGUUAUUUUAAGUUUAACAAAAAGUUUGUAUUAUGGCCUUUAUAUAUUAGUAUAUUUUAUUUUUGUUUAAUUUUAUUACGUUAGAGUCCUUGGGAUAUCAAAAGAUAUAUAUAUAUAUAUAAAUCUGGGUGUCACGUAAAUUUAAAAUAUAUGCUGGUGGUGUUCCAGAACACAACACUGGAUUCAAGCAUUAAAUGAACAGUGUACUGUUAACAUUUCUCUGCUUUAAUGUGUUCCCAAUGAUCCAUUUUACCUGCUGGAGUGUAUUAAAUAUAUCCUUUAGCUUUAUUUUGUCAUAUGAAAUAACUGAAACCACCACCUAUACUGAAAAUGUCAAUACUGCAGUAAUGGGUACAGAAAAGUUAUGCAAACAACAUGAAGUGGUUGCAGUAGAGAUAGGUACUACAAUGUUUUCAAUUGCUAUCUCUAAGUAUUGACUUUUAUGUAUACAGGAAGAAAAAAAUUAUAAGGAAGCCUUUGUGGCUAUUAAAAGUGAGAACAUAAUGAGUUCUGCACUCCUUGCAAGAUCAGCCCAUAUGUGUGGGUUGUGGUUUCAAUAGCAAGAACAGAUAUUUCAUAAACAAAAAAUUAAUUGGACAUAUAUUUUAUACUCUGCAGCUGGUAUUACAAGUCACUGGAAACGCACUGUCCUUUUAAUGGCAUUCUGGACAGAACUGGUGACCAUCAGACUGUGAGGUUUAUUUUUCAGAUGCUCUGAACAAAUCAACUUAACAUGAUGGAGUAUCAAAUCACUCAGAAUUUAGCCAAGUGAUUUGCAGGUUUAAAGAAACCUUUUAAAGCACUGUUGAAACUAAAAUUUGUCGCCAGUAUUUUAACAGAUUUUUAUUUCUAAAAAAAAGGUUUAUCAGUAGACCCAGCCUGGACAUAAAAACUUGUUUAAAAAAACUAUGUAUCUAGAGCACUUUAUGUAAAUGUAAAAGGUUGCCAUAUAUACGUCUUUAUUAAAGAAAAUGUAAUCUAUUUUUUCAUUUUAACAAACACAAAACAAUUUUUUGCACAAAAGCCAUUUACCAGUCUGCACCUGUCAAAAGUAUAAAAAUAAAGUGUCUGCUAUUUUAAUAAAAA